Messenger RNA from Aspergillus alliaceus, 1383 nucleotides. RefSeq lists its product as uncharacterized. Lineage: Eukaryota; Fungi; Ascomycota; Eurotiomycetes; Eurotiales; Aspergillaceae. The coding region runs from base 1 to 1383 and encodes 460 amino acids. The record is from RefSeq and is a predicted model, not a curated record. The transcript is spliced from 3 exons.
AUGAGUAGUAUGAUAUCAUCCCACAUCGUUGCAUGCCUAACACAACUUCAACAUGUGCUCUCAUCUGGUUCCUUGCCUGACUACGAGGCUGAAGUUCCCUGUGCUUUCUGGCACGACGAAUUAGGACGACUGCGACUAUGGUCAGCCAAUAUCGGCGCACAUCAAACAAAUCAGUCUUCUCUUGAUUAUAGACUGCGAGAUGCGUCUCAUAUCAAGGACCAGGUUAUUAGACAAUUGGACAGAUUACAGCGAAUAACCGAGGAUAUACAACUUGGUCUAGAAGAGCAGCUACUGGAGGAGCUUUCUGGUACUGACUCAGAGAAGGAGGAGGAGGGUACACUUUUUCAGUCCUUUUACCAUGAUUUAAAGGACUGCAUCAACGGCCUUUACCAGAUGGCGAUAUUAAUUCAAAAGCCCGCGCCACACGAUCGACUUGCGGGCAUAAAGCGACAAGACUUUUCAUAUUUUCAGACUUAUGAUCGGCAACAUGUUUUCCAUAAGUUUCCAAAGGCGAUUGCAGUUAUAGGGAAUCGCUUGGCCACUGCUAAUUCUAAACGCCGAGCACUUCUAAAGUAUCGUGAGAGACACCGAAGAAAGCUUGGGCAAGGCCUUGAUAAUCAAACAGACACAGCCUCGGCAACCGUGGCAACCACCUUUGAUGCCCAGAUUCACAACCAGUAUGAAAUACAAUCAAAUCACUCAAUGACAUCGUAUGACCCGACAAUUCUACAUGGAGAGCAAGGACUAGCGACGCCACCUCUUCCAGAGGAAUCGGCAAAUGAAAGCCCCUUUGAAUGUCCAUAUUGCUAUCACAUUAUCGUCAUUAGAGAUACGAAGUCAUGGAUGAGACAUAUCUUUAGCGACAUUUUACCCUAUGUUUGUACCUUUACGGAUUGCGAGACACCCGACAUUUUAUAUGAAAGGCGUCGUGACUGGAUCACUCAUAUGCGAAACAAACACUCCCGAACGACUAAGGAUGUUGCUUUCUAUUAUUGUGCACUCUGCCGGGAAAGAUUUAUGCGUGGAUCCCCGAUUGAGAAGCAUCUUCAGAGGCACCUGGAGGAGCUUGCUCUGUUCAUUGUGCCAUCAAAUGUAACUCAGGAGAUGGACCAGACACCUCAGAACAUAAUACAAACAGAUGUCCUUGACGCUACACGGCCACCUAGCCCGGAAGACACAAGUAUUGGAUCAGACAUCGUUGAAUAUGAGCAAAUGGUAGGAACUAGUGAUCCAAACAAUGAUCCGGACAAAAGGUCCCUACCGGGGAGUAUCACAGAUCACCACGAUAUGCCACCCAAUCACAGCACACAGAAUAAAGCUAUGAAGAAAGAAAGCAAGCCUAUCGACCCGGCGAGGGCUGAGGGCGAGCACUUCAAUGCAUAG